Messenger RNA from Racocetra fulgida, 270 nucleotides. The record is from the annotation of a GenBank genome assembly. Lineage: Eukaryota; Fungi; Glomeromycota; Glomeromycetes; Diversisporales; Gigasporaceae.
AAUUUACGUCCCAGAAUUUACGUCUCAGAAUAUACGUCCCAGAAUUUACGUCCCAGAAUCUACGUUUCAGAAUUUACGUCUCAGAGUUUAUGUCCAAGAAUUUACGUUUCAGAGUUUACGUCCCAGAGUUUACGUCCCAGAAUUUACGUUCCAGAGUCUACAUCCCAGAAUUUAUGUCCAAGAAUUUACGUCCCAGAGUUUACGUCCCAGAAUUUACAUCCCAGAAUUUACAUCCCAAAAUCUAAGUUCUAGAAUUAUUUUACAAAAAAG